AUGGGAACUAACUCCAAGUCUGAAGAUGAAUGGCGUGCCAUUUUGUCUCCACAGCAGUUUAGGAUUCUCCGUCAGAAGGGAACAGAGGGACCCAACACAGGGGAAUACAAUCACCAUGACACGUCAGGCGUGUACAGCUGUGCUGGCUGUGGCACACCACUAUACAAGAGCAGCACGAAGUUUAACAGCGGCUGCGGAUGGCCUGCUUUCUUUGAUGCAAUCCCUGGUGCCGUUAGUAGGCAUGAAGAUCGGUCGAUGUUUAUGACGAGGACAGAGAUUACCUGUACCGCAUGCGGUGGUCACCUCGGGCAUGUGUUCAAAGGAGAAGGAUACGACACGCCAACCGAUGAACGACACUGCGUGAAUUCGGUCUCGCUGAACUUUAAGGAUGAAUAA
Messenger RNA from Suillus fuscotomentosus, 396 nucleotides. Its product is annotated as methionine sulfoxide reductase. The transcript is spliced from 4 exons. Gene Ontology annotation, molecular function: peptide-methionine (R)-S-oxide reductase activity. The coding region runs from base 1 to 396 and encodes 131 amino acids. The record is from RefSeq and is a predicted model, not a curated record. NCBI's taxonomy places the organism in Eukaryota, Fungi, Basidiomycota, Agaricomycetes, Boletales, Suillaceae. Gene Ontology annotation, biological process: protein repair; response to oxidative stress.